AUGGCAUCCUCAUCAAGAGCGUCCAGCCCGCUAUUGUAUGCCUGUAUAGCGCAUAGGACAACUAUCCUCACAGAGCACUCGGUGCCUGGAACGUCUUCUACCUCGGCUUCAUCAUUGGCAUCCAUAAUCCUCCCCAAGAUAUCUCACGACUCGCCUCAGAAACUCACGUACACUCAUGACCGACUAUUUAUCCACUACAUUGCUGAUUCGCCCAGUGCCUCUUCGGCACAGGGGAGCAGCCAGACGCCAGACUCCCACUCGGCAUUGAGUUACUUGGUCGUUGCCACGGCCGAACAGGGCCGUCGUAUUCCCUUCGCGUUUUUGCUCGAGAUGAAGAGGAAAUUCCUUGCGAGCUAUAUUCCAGAUAGCACUGAUUACGCCGCUUUGCCAGCCUAUGGGUGUGCUGCCUUUAACAAUGACCUACGUGGCUUGCUACACACGUUCAACACAACGCCUCCAUCCGAUUCACUUGCUUCGGCCAGGAGAGAAAUCGAUAACGUUCGAGAUAUCAUGACGGAGAAUAUUGAGCGUGUUCUGGAGAGAGGAGAGCGUAUCGAUACCUUGAUUGAUAAGACUGAUAGGUUGGGAAGCAGUGCUCGUGAUUUCAGAGUACGUAGCCGGGACCUACGACGCCGGAUGUGGUGGAAGAAUACGAAGGUUAUGGUCUUGCUGAUUGUUGUGGUAUUGUUCUUGAUAUACCUGUUUGUUGGUAUGGGAUGCGGCCUGCCGGCGUGGGGAAGCUGCGUGGGACGUGGAACCCACCACGAGGAAUGA
This is a messenger RNA of Nannizzia gypsea CBS 118893, 774 nucleotides long. Its product is annotated as vesicle-associated membrane protein 714. The record is from RefSeq and is a predicted model, not a curated record. The coding region runs from base 1 to 774 and encodes 257 amino acids. Gene Ontology annotation, biological process: vesicle-mediated transport. The transcript has 2 exons. Gene Ontology annotation, cellular component: membrane. Lineage: Eukaryota; Fungi; Ascomycota; Eurotiomycetes; Onygenales; Arthrodermataceae.